This is a messenger RNA of Haplochromis burtoni (Burton's mouthbrooder), 5055 nucleotides long. It is a transcript of the gene fbxl14b, whose product is annotated as F-box and leucine-rich repeat protein 14b. The record is from RefSeq and is a predicted model, not a curated record. Lineage: Eukaryota; Metazoa; Chordata; Actinopteri; Cichliformes; Cichlidae. Gene Ontology annotation, cellular component: SCF ubiquitin ligase complex. Gene Ontology annotation, biological process: SCF-dependent proteasomal ubiquitin-dependent protein catabolic process. Gene Ontology annotation, molecular function: protein binding. Bases 680 to 1882 code for a protein of 400 amino acids. The transcript has a single exon.
GUCGGUUUGAAAAGAGCAGACAAAGGCUUUGAGCCCAGGACGCCCCUCUCUCUCUCUCUCGCUCUGCCUAUAAAGCCGCUCCAACUCUAUCUUUUUUGCUUUUCUACCAUGGGGUCGCUUCUUAAUACGUGUCGGUAAGCGAGUUGGUUUUGUUUUUACUUUCUUAAUCUGAAAUGUAUGACCGUCUGGAUCCUCGCACGGCGGAGAGAGGAAGGCUUUUUGUAGGUAUAAUACAAGGAAGCGUCGUCUGAGAGAGGGAGCGAGAGGGGGAAGGAUUGACGCUUUUCCUCCUCUCCUCCUCCUUCUUCCUUUCGCCCCCUCUCCUCUUUUUGGCGGAGAGAGGGGUUGAGGCAGGAAUAAACGCUCUUUUUUGUUGUUUUUUUCCCCCUUUUUUCUUUUUUAAUACAUUUGAAUCCUACUGCGCAACCAGACCGGAUCACGUGGCACUGGAGGGAGUUUGAUCGAUUUUGCACAGUUCAGUGUGAGAAAAAGAGAGAAACACACAACUCCAAUUUCUUCUUUUUUCUUUUUUUUUUUUUACUUCUGUGGAUAGCUGGGACUGUUGAUACUUUUGCAUUUUGUGCGAGAGGAGGGUGUGAUUGAGUUGAGUCUUCUGUUUUUCUUUUAAGCCUUGGAGGUGUGGAGUAUUAAUUUUUAUAUGCCUGGGUUUUGAAAAACAAUGGAGACGCACAUUUCGUGCCUCUUCCCAGAAAUUUUGGCAAUGAUUUUCAGUUAUCUGGACGUGAGGGACAAAGGCAGGGUAGCCCAAGUGUGCAUCGCUUGGAGGGACGCAUCCUACCACAAGUCAGUGUGGAGGGGGGUGGAAGCCAAGCUGCACCUCCGCCGGGCGAAUCCCUCCUUAUUCCCCAGCCUCCAGGCCAGGGGCAUCCGGAGGGUCCAGAUCCUGUCUCUGCGCCGCAGCCUGAGCUAUGUCAUCCAGGGAAUGCCAAACAUCGAGUCCCUCAAUCUGUCCGGCUGCUACAACCUCACGGAUAACGGGCUGGGCCAUGCGUUCGUGCAGGAGAUCCCAUCACUUCGGGUUUUGAACCUAAGUCUGUGCAAGCAGAUAACAGACUCUAGUCUAGGGAGGAUUGCUCAGUAUCUGAAGAACCUGGAGGUGCUGGAGCUUGGUGGCUGCAGCAACAUCACCAACACUGGGCUUCUGUUGAUAGCCUGGGGCCUCCACAGACUCAAGAGCCUCAAUCUGAGGUCCUGCAGACAUGUCUCAGAUGUGGGGAUUGGACAUUUGGCGGGCAUGACCCGUAGUGCAGCAGAGGGCUGCUUGAACUUGGAGUACCUAACCCUCCAAGACUGUCAGAAACUGACAGACCUGUCACUCAAACACAUUUCCAAGGGGCUGACCAAGCUCCGGGUACUGAACCUGAGCUUCUGUGGGGGGAUCUCAGACGCAGGGAUGAUCCACCUCUCACAUAUGACUUCCCUGUGGAGCCUCAACCUACGCUCCUGUGACAACAUAAGCGACACGGGGACAAUGCACCUUGCUAUGGGGACCCUAAGACUCUCUGGGCUUGAUGUUUCGUUCUGUGACAAGAUAGGGGACCAGACUCUGGCGUACAUCGCUCAGGGGUUGUACCAGCUCAAGUCCCUGUCUCUGUGCUCGUGUCACAUCUCCGACGACGGGAUAAACCGGAUGGUGAGGCAGAUGCACGAGCUGAGGACCCUUAACAUUGGACAGUGUGUGCGCAUCACGGACAAAGGGCUGGAGCUCAUAGCGGACCACCUCACCCAGCUGGUGGGCAUCGACCUGUAUGGAUGUACCAAGAUCACCAAGAGGGGACUGGAGAGGAUCACACAGCUCCCCUGCCUUAAAGUGUUGAACCUGGGACUCUGGCAGAUGACAGAGAGUGAGAAAGUGAGGUGAUUGGAAAUGCUUGGUUUUUUGUUUUUGUUUUGGGAGUGUGUGUUAUUUUUCUUUUUUGGAUGGAGACAGAGCGGGAAAAGGGAGGGAUGUGUGGGCAGAGAAGUUUUUCUUAUUUAAAAAGAGAGAAAUCCUUCCUUUUUUCCCCUUCUUUGUAAGGUGUGCUUCUCCCAUGUGACCAGGAUGUAUGCUCAAAAUGUUUUAUUUUUCUUUCUGUUGGCCUUGCAGGACUGAAAUCAGUGUUUGACUCCAAUAUUCAGCCUGGCAGAAAGCAAUUCAAAACUUCUGUCAUGAGCUCACGAAAAUCCGUGUUAAACGCAUUGUUUUGGUCUCAAAUCGAGUUUUAAGACCUCACAAAAACUGGACUUGGGACUAGAAUAACUUCAGCUUGUUUGCCAGAUUUUGUUUCCAAUCAGGUGUCGUUUUCCCUAAUGGAAGAAUCGGCUUCUCUUCCUGACACUUGCUUCCAGAAAAUUCUGGAUGCGAAAACUUUUAUCCAUCCUUAAAAGUCAAAAACAGAGGUUUUAAAACUUCAAUGUGGGACUUUUAUUUUUGCAGUGAGUCUGAGGCAUUUACGACUAAUCUCCGCUACAGCCAUCACGCCUAAAAAAAACAACAAAAAAAACCCAACACACACACAGACACACAAAAAAACAUUUGGCUACCUCGUAUGUGGUUAUUUUCAAAGGGUGUAUACUGUUAAGAAGGAAAGAGAGACUGGGAGAAAAUGUGCCUAAAGGGACUUGUGUCUGCCCCCUCCCCCAUCCCUCCAUCGCCUCUCUCUACCCUCCCUCCCUCUUCCCUGAGCAGAGCUAGAGAAAGGAGACCAGGACACAAUCUAACUACCUUUGUUAAUUUACCCCCAUAAACAAGAGCAAUUUCCCAGAGAGAGCCACGAGAGGGGGAAAGGGGAAGGCGGGCUGUCAGAUCCAGUCAGAGAGUGAGAGGAUGUCGCUUUAUGCAAAAUACAUUAAAAACCUGCUUGAGUGCAAGAGCUUUUUAUAUUGUUAAAAUCUUCCUUUUUUUUUUUUUUUUUUAAAGGGAUAAAGUCCAACUUUACACCCUUUUAGAGAUGCAUUGCAUUCAAGCUUUGAUCAAUAUAAAGGAGAUGCGAUUGCAAGCCUAUACCUGUAGUGAUUCUAUAACGAUAGAUGCAUGUUAAAGGUAUGAUCGGACCAUCGUUAAAAACCCAGUGUAUGUCCUUACAGGAUUAUUAGGCUGUAGGUAUUUUUGUUGUGAAAGGGAUGCUGGUGGAGAUAAAUGUCAAGUGAAUGUUGCUCAGAGCGUCGUACUUCAAAUUGAAGUGAUUUCUAUAUCUUAGCCUUUAUUCGUGGAAACAAAUCAGGGUUUGUGGCUUUUCUUUUCCCACGUUUAUACCGACACAUUCAUAUUCACGUUGCUCUCACCGGUAUAUAGAGAGGAGGAGGAGUUUUUUUUGUUUUUUUAUACCCUCUUCUUUUUCCUACCAUCUCUCACCCUUAUCCCCCUGAAUAAAAAUACCCCAAAUCCAUUUUGAGACAUGCUUAGAAUAAGGAGUAAUCGAUUAUUUUUCUUUCUCUCCCUUCCCGUCUCUGGUUACAAGCAGACUGCGUCUCUCUCACUCACUCACUCACCCUCUCUCCACCUCGCUAUUCCCCAUCUCUCUCUCUCUCUCACACACACACAUGCAUUUAGGCUGUACACACAUGCACACGCGCGCACGCACACCGACGCCAGUGUGUGCGCGUUUUUAAUGUAAUGCAAUGACCUGCUAGAAAAUUAAUCUACGGAUGUGCGUCCUGCUGAAAAAGCUGUGUGUGAGUGAGUGUGCGUGCGUGUGUUUGACAAUAAAAAGAUGUACUGUAUAUUAUGUGUUUGUAAAGAGAAAAAAAAUGCAGAAUCCCAAAAUUAAAUUGUUUUAUAUUCUUACGGUUAAAACAAUUAAAGAUAUUUAUAUAAUGAACGAACGAGAGCGGUGUGGAUUACUUUUGUGUAGGUGUAGCGCUCCAUUGUUUUCUGUUUUGUUUUGUUUUGUUUUUUUCGGAGGGGGAAUAUAAAAAAAUACCCACAAGGUAUUUUAAUCUUGUUUCCCAUAAAGACAAUCACAACUGCUCUGCUCUUGUCCUACAAAGAUAUAUUCCAUAUUCAGGCGCAUUUAAGACAAUAAGGUCUCUUAUUUUCAUACACUACUCCCAAUAAUCGCCCACGCAUCUCUAAGCAUUGUCCCUCAUCAGUCCUGUCUUGCUUCUCAAAAGGGCUGAAAAAAUUUCUCUUGUGUUGUUUUAUUAUUUAUGAGCAGAUUCAAAAUGGAUGCUUGCCGUCUUGAUUUGGCUGCCAGGGCCUGUGUAAUUAAUUAUCACCAAGGCGUUUAUUGCAGGAAACUGUUCUACCCUGCUGAUUUUUUCUAAUCAUAAACGUCUGUUUUGUUUUCUUUUUUGUCCUCUACAACGCUACCAAAAGGUGUUUAGCUUAACUGAGUUCCAGAUGCAACUCUCAGGGGGUUUUUUUGGGGUGGGGGUGUAUUUGGUGGAUUUCCUGGUUUAAAUGAAGGGUUUGGGGCAUUUAGUCUGGAUCCUUUUCGCAGUGUUUUACUUCACAUGUGGCAGAGCUGCGUCUGUGCAGCUGCAUGUGCGGCGUAAUGAGAUCUAAAAGUUGGUUAGAGCAGAUCUCCCUCUUCUCUGCUUUCCAUCAGGACGUGUCCUGUGUGUGAAGUGACACCACACACACACGCACACAUAGGGGGUUGCCAGGCCAGUCAGUAGCCAUUGUCUCCCUUUAGAAGUUAGAAAGGCAGGUUUGGGUGCUUUUUUUUUUUUCUUCUCUUCCUCUCUUUCUCCUCCUCUUGUUCAGUCACGCAUACCAGAUCCUAGACCAGGCAAGAGAGCCCUCUCCCCUUACUUUGCCCCCCCCCCCCCACUUACCACCAUGCACACACGCACACACACACAGACUGCUUUUUAGGCAUUCCACACCAUCAUUCAAAGCAUUUAAGCAUUCCCUCUCCCCUGACUCUCUGUCCAUGGGGAUUUGGGGAUAAAGGCCAGCAGAGGGAUUGUUGACCACAGGGACAGAGAAAGACAGAAAGAAAGACACACACACACACUCACAGAAUGCCAGUGUUUGCUGUUUCUUAAGUUUGCUUUAGCUGGCCUUUGGUCUUGUGCAAUAACGCUGCAACCAGUGCACACUGAGAUGUG